Molecule: messenger RNA, 3723 nt
Organism: Symbiodinium sp. CCMP2456
Lineage: Eukaryota; Dinophyceae; Suessiales; Symbiodiniaceae
Source: the annotation of a GenBank genome assembly
AUGGGCAUGAAAAGACAGCAUGUGAUCGUCUACAACCAGUCCAAGCAUGCGACAAAUUCCGUUCUUGCGGACAUUCGCGCUGUUUGGGGCAGCUCAGUUCGUGUGAUACAGACCUUGGAGGAGGGCAGGCAAAGAUUGCCGGGCAUGGACGCCGCCCUCUAUGUGAAGCCCAAGACAUGGGGUGAUCUGCAGCACUUCAAGGAACGCCUUGACUUCCUCUGCACUCAGGACCAUGAACUCAGCCGUCACCGAGCUGCCAAGCAGGUUGUCUUCAUGCCGGGUUGGUCCGCCUUCGCAGAAUCCGCGGAAGCCGCCGUGGGCGUGCAGAACCUUGGCCUGGUCUGGCCUGGUACGGAGCCCAAGGCUUCACAGGGCUUGGAGAAGAUCGGCUUCAAAAGAAUCUGUGAAAAGGUGGGGGCACCGACGCCGCCCUUCACGGUGCUCUCCGAGGAGGAUGCACCUUUGGUCGACCUCACUAAUCCCGAAUCCAAGGAGGCUUGCGUUCAAGAGUUCAUGAAGAAAAUCCUCGAGAUGAACUUCUCCGAAAAGGGUCUGAUCAAGAGUAUCCAUGGCGGCGGUGGCAAAGGAACGGCGCACCUGAAUCAUCCCGACCAGCCGCACGAGGUUCGAAGGGCCGUGGAGAAGGUGAUCACAGAGAUGAACCGCACAGACGGGAUCUACUUUGAGCAACGGGUGAAUACAAAAGGUGAUGGACGCUUCUACCAGAUUGAGCUUGAGGUGGACGGUGGCACCGUCGCAGAUGGCGGCCGGUUCGUGUGGUUCAACUCCGGACUGCAGAAGGUUGUGGAAAUUGGCCUCAGCGAUGACAAGAUUGACCUCUUUAUGCCACAGGAUCUGUAUCAGAAGUCGCGGAAGUGGGCUGGAGACAUCGCGAAAAUGGGCAACAACAACACCAGGGCCACCAUGGAAGCCCUCGUGUUCCAGAAUGAAAAAGGUGAGUACGAGUGCUCCUUUAUCGAGUGCAAUCGACGUCCACAAGUCGAAAACGAAGCACUCGCACUGUUGCAGACCGAUAGCAAGGGCAAUAGACGCUACACUUUCGCAGAGCUGAUGAUGCGUGCAAAAGGAUACCCGGCACCGACGUUUGCGCCGGCCAAGGAUUGCUCCAUCGUCCUCCAUGCAAGGUGGCUGCACGGCAAUCCCGACAGCGACGGCAAGAUCACCUACCAGGCCGGGAACAUCCUCGGCAUGACUGGACCUCGGCUGGACUACAUCAAGGCAGAGUUGAUGGCUCCCGGCGAAAUCUCCUUCACGGCAGAUCCGCAGCUGGGCAAGGCCGUGAUCACAGCCGACACUUGGGACGAGAUGUGCGACAAUGCGGCUGAAUACUUCAGGCUUCGCAAGCCAGCAGUCAUGGGAGCAGCAUCCACCUAUGCACAGACGCUGUACAACCUCUUCACCUGUCCCAAGUUCCGAGCUGGGAAAACAGCUUCCAACGAGACCUUCGCACACAUUGAGAUCCCAGACCACCCAGAUCGAAGCGUGCUGACAGUUCUGAAGGAGCAAGUUGCUCCCGCCAUUGUGAAUGGCUAUCGGAAGGGGGAGGGCGUCGACCCUGAGCGCUAUCCCACUCUGGGUGUGACAUCCGCUGUGGAGGAACUGACACAUGAACUCACAAAGACUGCACCGGAGGCCACCAAGUUCACGGCCUUCGCCCGGGGAGAGGCAUCCUACGAGGACUACAUCGCAGAGUUGCGAGCCAAGCUCGACAAGCAGGGCGGCGGCUGGGUUACCGUGGCGCCCCGUGACACGGCCCAGCAGGGCAAUGACUCCGAGAGCGCGUCCGUGAGCAACGUCAGUCGAAUCAACGCUGAAGUCUGGGCACAAAAAGCUGGCUGCGUUGGCUAUGAGACGGGCGGGGCGCAGUACCAAGCAGGUUUGAUUCGUGGCUUCGAUCCUGCGGCGAUUCUUCGCGUCGGCCUGCCGUACAACAUGCCUGCUCACUCGCUGCAGCGCUCGCAGUACGUCAAUGGCCUGGCAGAGCUUACGCCCGAGAUCCGGCGUCCUCUCUUCCAAGCGACGGGCGAGAUCGUGUCGCAGCACUACCGCGGCAAGGGAAGCAUCGAGAGCUGGGUGCCUUGGAUGCCCUACAACUUCCAUGCCGGCAACUUCGUCGACCCGAAAACAGGACACAGCCCACAGGACGAGACGACCCUGGAGCUGUUGGACGCAAAAUGCUUGCCAAUGCCAAAUUGGGUCUUCUCGCCUAAAUUUCCCUUGGAGGCUCUGAAGAAGUGGACCGAGCGCCAGAUUGACCUCUUCGGCACGAAGGGCCUCCAGUUGCACCAGAUCCGCAUCAAGAACCCCGGCCAGGGCAAAGACUGGACGGCGGACGCCGUCUGGGCUCACAUCGAAACGAUGAUCGCGGCCUUCAAAGAGAAGGGUCUACCACCGCCGAUUGUCCACAUCCACAAUCAUGACUUCAAUGGUACCGCCGCGCACGUGGGUGCAGAGCUCUUCCGAAAGGCCCACAAGGCGAAUUUCAGCACCCUGGUCAUUGAUGCUGCUCCACGCAAGAAUGGUACUCACAAUGACAACACUGUGCUACUGGACCCGCUGAACUUGAGUGGAGAGGAGCAUGCAGCUAUGGCGGAGUACAAUCACAAUCAGCAGGUGAUUGAGAACAUCUUGUGCAGGUUUGACAGCCGCACUUCGCAGAUGACUCCGUGGGACUCCGACUGGGCCGGCGGAACCGAAGGCUCGGAUAUCCGGAUUGCCAAAGAAUAUUCAUUGGAUGUGCGGAAAAUCAACCACGCCAAGGAGGUGGCCAGCGAGGUCUUCCCCCUCGAGCGAGCCGUUACACCCUUUUCGGAAUACAAGCUGCGACUGGGAAUUGCCAUCAUGAUCGAGCCCGGCAUUGAGCCAAAGACCGCUGAUGCAGUACGGCAGUGGGUCAACAAGGGUGGAAAGUUGAAAGUUGGCGGCGAUGUGCUGGUGGGCCUGAAGCGCUGGGAGACGCUGGUUCCCAAAACCCCGGAGGUCGACAAGCUCCUGCAGAACAUGCCCGAGGAGCUCGAAGCCGCAUUGGCUCAGAAGUCAAAGCUCAUUGGCCCCGGCGACCUCCCUGCAGACCUGACGCCGGCUCAGCGCCACACGGCCCUGGGCUAUCAGGCCAAAGGACUGGAAUUUGUCAAGGCGCAGGCCAAGGGCACCGACUUGACGCCGCUGCUAAUUGCACCAACAGUGCUGCACAGCGCCCCGAAGAGCCUGAAGCCGGGCUCCAAUUUCCAGAUCCUGAUGGACAAGCUGGACGGCGAGUUGCCGAAGAAGGAGGAGAUCGAGUUUGUGGGCUUCGGCUUGGCUCCAGGAGCAGCCUCGGGGCCCCAGAGUUUGGCCCGAGAGCUGGUCCUCAGCUUUCUGCACGAAGGCCAAACGGUCCAGGUGCAGCUGCCAGAUCCGGAUGCAGUAGCCAGCUCGGCAGCAGCCGGAAGCGGGCCGCGUAAAGCCACGCCUGGCAACAAGUUUGAGGUCCCGACGGUGGUACCCGGAGAGGUGCUUUCCUACGCUGUCAAGGUGGGCGACACCUUGGAAAAGGGGCAGAUCCUGUGCGUCCUGGAGUCAAUGAAAAUGGAGAUGAAGAUUCCGGUGCCGGAUGAGCUGGUCGGUCUCAAAGUGAAGGACCUGCCGUGCAAGGGGAGGACCAAGGAGAAGCAGGGCGACAUCCUGGCACCAGGGGACCUCAUGAUCGAGCUCUCGGAGUGA